UUCGAUAGUUGUUAAAGUACGCCACUGCUCCUAAUAUAUUUUACGAACACAAGUAGGCGUUUACUUUCCCUUUAAGAGAGUGGCAUCUGUGAACUUUAACCCGAAAGAGUACAGCCCAACCCCCUGUCGGAGAAGCUGCGGGAAAAUGCAAAAACGCGGUGCAUUGCCUUAUAAGGCAUUUCCCAGAGCAUGCGUAGAAAAGAGAGUGUUGUUUGAAGUGAAUUGCAGUUAGUCAAGCAGAUUGGGCUGCAUAGAAGCAAUAGUACAGUAUCCUUUUUAGAUGCGUUUUUGUGAAGUUAUUUGCUCCUUAUUUUCUAUAUUUGUUUUUUUGUUUGAUGCAUAACUAUAAACAUGUUAGGGCAUUAUCCAAACGUAGAAAAGAGCCAGCUGGUCAGUUAUGUGGAAGAUUAUCUCGAAUGUGUGGAGUCUCUCCCUUUGGACAUACAGAGGAAUGUGUCUUUGCUACGAGAGAUCGAUACAAAGUAUCAAGAAGUUUUGAAAGAAGUUGAUGAUGUCUACGAGAAGUAUAAAAAAGAGACUGACCUGAGUCAGAGGAAGAGGCUGCAGAAUCAUCUCCAGCGAGCACUGAUCAGCAGCCAGGAGCUGGGAGAUGAGAAGCUCCAUGUGGUUACUCAGGUGAUGGAACUGGUGGAGAACCGGGCUAGGCAGAUGGAGGCCCAUUCGCAGUGUUUCCAGGAGCCACAAGAGGUCGAAAAGCCUGUGGAGAAAGUGAAACCAGAGGCUGUCCUGCCAGAGAGGCCUUCAACCAGACGUAUCCGCCGGCAACGCAACAGUGAAAGCCGCGAAUCGUGCCACAUCGCCAACGGGGUGGCAGUGCAGGAGGAGGCCAGUGAGGAGCAGACUCCCAAGGAGAAGAGAUCAAAAUCGGCCAAGAAGAAAAAACGGUCUAAAGCCAAGCAAGAGCGAGAGGUCUCUCCGGUCGAGUUUGCCAUCGACCCCAACGAGCCCACUUACUGCCUGUGCAACCAAGUGUCUUAUGGUGAAAUGAUAGGGUGUGACAAUGAACAGUGCCCCAUCGAGUGGUUUCAUUUCUCAUGUGUUGGACUCACCUAUAAGCCAAAGGGAAAGUGGUACUGUCCCAAAUGCAGAGGGGAUAGUGAAAAGACAAUGGACAAAAGCAUUGAGAAAACUAAAAAAGACAGAAGAUCGAGGUAGUGACGUCCAUCAGCACUUUUUUUUUUUUUUGUAUUGUUGCAUUUUCUUUGCAGGUAAAACAUUCUUUUAGAACAGGUGCAUAUGACUAUGCAAUACUUUUUAAUCUAUAGUAUUAAUGAAAUAUUAAAGUUGUUGUACUUUAAGUCUUGUGGUUUGUGUGUUGCUGCACUUGUCCAAAAUAAUGCAAGUUGUAACGGGGUGCUGUUGCGACAAAAUAGAACAAUGCAUCAUAGCACAGACCAGAAAGAAAACAUCUCCAUUUAACCUUAAGAUUACAGAAGGAGAUGUUUUUAAAAAUAAAGAAGUGCUGCCAUUACUUUCUGUACAGUAGGAACUAUUUGUUUGGUCAGAUUCACUUUUUGUUUAAAACUUUAUGAAGAGGCAGUAGAUGAACACAACUGUAUGGGCAGAACAGAAGUAACUCUACACAGUGUACAUUUGUUUGUGUACUUCAUUAUUGGUGGAAAGCACAAGGUUACCAACUAACUUGCAUUCACAGUAUUUAUAGAUCAUGAUCAAAAGACAAUACUCCACUUUUUUUUUUGUAACGUUGUAAAACAAAUCAUUGGCAAUUUUUAAUGUCUUCUGGCAAACGUCACUGUUUUAGUGUAUUGUUUGGUAUUCACUAAUUUAAUUUUGUAAUUUUUUGCAGUAUUUAAAUAAAACUGUG
Molecule: messenger RNA, 1846 nt
Organism: Polyodon spathula (Mississippi paddlefish)
Lineage: Eukaryota; Metazoa; Chordata; Actinopteri; Acipenseriformes; Polyodontidae
Gene: ing2
Product: inhibitor of growth family, member 2
Exons: 2
Coding region: 352-1176 (274 amino acids)
Biological process (GO): positive regulation of DNA-templated transcription
Cellular component (GO): nucleus
Source: RefSeq, a predicted model, not a curated record